AUGGAUGCCAACCAUGGUAACAAUAUUGCUGGCUGGGACACAGGCGCCUUUGCGACUGGGACGUGGGACCCUCGUUUCACCCAUUCUCAGCUUGCUUUCGAUCAAACCAGCAGUGAUGCCAACGAAUUGGCGAGUCCGGAGUAUCUUGCAAAUGCCCCAAUCAACACCCAACUCCCAGCACAAGAUGCUCAGAAUGGUGUGUACCGCCAGUUCGAUUAUUAUGGCCAACCUCAAGUAUGGCCAAAUAAUAGCAGUCAAGCAACACCAACAGCAGCAGCAGCAGCAACAACGCCUGCGACAACAUCGUACGGCCAAGAUGUUUCAAUCAAUGCGGCAUACUUCCCUGGCCAGCAUCACCAAGCUGAUGGGAGCACGGCGGUUAACAAUCGCUUCGACUUAAACAUUCAGCAGCAGGUUACUGAGUUCUCUGCAUCUCAGAUUGAUGCUAGUGCCGGACAGCAACCAAAUGCCCACCAUGCUUUUGGCAAUGCUGUUUCUGCUUCCCAGGUCUCGAUCCCAGAAAAUUACCCUUCUCAAGAUUCUAUCCCACAAUGGCAGGGGCAAAUGCCCACUGGGUAUGGCCCUAGCCAUCAGCGAUAUGCGGAUUCUAUCCCUCCCGCUGCCCAACCCUCCGUGAUGUCUACCAUUUCGAACGGACAGCCUGCCUCAUUUUAUUCAGGUCAAGGUCCAUACCAGCCAGAUGUACCCCAGCAUACGCAAGAGGAUCUGCGUCAGACUCAGCCGCCAUUCCAUUCGGUUCUUAAUGGUGCUCCAAAGCAAGCCUGUGUCGGUGUCGUACAGCAGCAGCCCACUUCUGCCAGGAAUGUUGCAUCUUCAACCGUAAAUCUGCCACCAAAACAGGCCCAUAUUCUUAAGGCCCCUCAGCAGCUGGUGCAACAUGUAUCUCAGCAGAUCCCUCAGCAGGCAUCUGAACAGAUGCCCCAGCAGCUUCCACAUCACGUUCCCCAGCAAGUCACAAACAAAGGUGCUCAGCAAGUUUCGCAACACAUUCCUCAGCAUGUUCCUCAACAGACCGCGCAGCAGCCUGAGCACUCGACCCAUCACUCUGCAGGCCAACACGAUGCAACUCAGGGAAUUGUGCUGCAGCAGCAAGCUAGGCAGGCGCACCCAACUCAGCAGGUUCACCUCUCUCCCGAAACAAAUGCAGUUGCUGGGGUAAAGCGCUCCCUUAGUUCAGAGCCACAGACGAUCCCGGCUGCCGUGAAAAAGGCGAAGGUUGUUGCUGUGGGGGCGGGAACUUCUCCCACGUUAAUGAGCCAGUCACAAGGAGAGACACAAGCAGAGCCUCAAGUGCUGCUAUCGUCUCAGUCCCAACCACAGACCGAGCAGACAACUGUCAAGGUCUUUACAGUAAACUUUACAGAUGAAAACCUGCUUGGUGAUGCACAACGUCAGCCCGAGCGCGUAUGGGCAGGAGUACCGAACCUUGUUAUUGGUUCAUCUCCAGUGAAGCUGCAGAUGGCUCCUCCAGCAAAGCGUUAUGUGGUACUCACCUCAAGGGGGUGCGAUGUGCCACUAUUCCCUGACCUUUGGAAGGGAUGGACGCCAGCUGAGAGCCUUGGAAAUCAUGCAGAGGCAUACAAGGCCUCAAACAAAGAGCACGACCGUCAACGGGCUGAUAUCCGUUUGGAAAUUGAGACGAAACGUCAGAAAACAAAGAUCCCAGGCGACUGGUGGCAGAAAUUAUCGUCCUCUCGACCUUCUCUCCCAGAGGAGCCAGAAUACAGUGCGCUUAUGGCAGCUGAGUGUGCACGGGUUCACCCAGCACACAUCAAAAAUGCAACAAUCAUCAAUGAGGUGAUCACUGACCUCAAUGGGCUUCUUGUUCAAAAGGUCACUGCCCUCAAUGAGCCAAGGAAGACUUUGGCAGAACGUCAGAGGUUGAAAAAGAAGCAACAGCGACCUCAGCAGCAGGGUGGCCCCAAUGAUGAGGAGCUACAGCGAACAAUCCAGGAGGCUGAACAGUGUCUGGAACGGACAAUUGUAGAAAUCCUUCAAGUCGCCCCGGAAACUGUAAUCCGCCAGCUCACCACUCAGCGAGGUACUGGAAGUCGACUUGCUGUGCAGUUACGCAACUGCGUAAUGCAUCUGAUCAAUGACGGGCAGAGCAAGUUGAACUGGCCCUUGCUCAAGCAAUGCCUGCUUCUGUUCUCUCGAAUGGACGUGGCGCAAUCGUGGUUUGAGAAAUUGUCUUGGGGACCUCUAAUGGAUAAGGUUGCUGGAUGGGAAGAGGGUGAAAUGAAGACAGAAGCCCUGGCAUUAAUGGCGCAAGUGCAGGAGAUAGGACAAAAAUACAAGGCUCCUGAAGAGCCUGAAGCUGCAGCGGCGGCCAGUCCCUCAAUUUCCAAGCCCACUUCCACUGGCACCAGCAAAAAGCCAUCCGUCCUUGUAACAAAUAUAACACAACAAAAGUCGAUGGCUUCUGGUGCCGAGACGAAUGGCAACAACAACUACACCAAAAUGAUUGAGAAAUCUGCCGAAAAGGUGGCCUCAUCUUCCGCUGGCGUCAAGCGCACCCGUGAAGAUGAUGCUCCUGCAAGUGAGAUUCGGUCAUCCAAGAAGCCAACCACAACCACUCCGUCUAUUAUUACCACCAGCGUGACUUCAGGUGGUCAGAAGGCCUCUGCAAAUGCUUCAGUCAAGUCGGCUAGCACCAAGCCUACAGCUACCAGCGCUUCAGGAUCGACAACAGCCCCAGCGAAACCGCGGUCCACACUUUUGCUCCCGGGCAAGACCCGUCCUGCCGCCAAACCUGUCAACAGGGCCGAGACUACAAAAACAGACAACCUGCAAAAGACUCCAGGAAAGCUGGAAUCAGGGGUACAAACUCAAUCAUCGAAAACUGAGUUGCCUAAACAGUCGCAGCCCUCAAGAAGCCAGACAACUCAAUCGAAGACUACCGCGGCGACAAUCACAUCGACGUCGGCCUUAACGACCGCAAAACCAAAACCGACAGAAUCGACCAAGCAGACUUCGUCUGGCCCAUCGCGGAUUGCAUCUUUGAUGGCUGAGAUCGAUGAGCCGAAGAAGGUCAACGCUCCAGAUGUUACGAAGACCCCGAUUCUUCUGGAUCCGAACGAAACACCAGAGCAGCGUGAACGUCGCCUCAGGAAGGAGAAACGCAGGGCUCUUGGUCUCCGCGUGGCCUUCAAGAGCGGUGACAGCCUGGUCGAAGUGCGGGAAUUUGUACCUUUCCCGGAGGAGGUCAGCAGCACAGCUCGCAGUGUCAAGGCGGGCGGGCGUGACAAGAAUUUCGAAGAGAGCCAAAUGAUGCGGCGCUUGAGUGCAGCAAAAGGAAUUACAACAAUCGACAUUGAUGAUCGCGAGUGGCCUGAUCUGGUGCCCCUCAACUUUGCUGCCGAAAUUUCUCAGGAGCAGCGAGAAAAGACGCUCGAGACUCGCGGAGGUCUUAAGACAUUUGAGACUGAGCAGCAGCGUGUCAUGAGGGAGCGUGAGUCAACAGAGCUGAUGGCAAUCUACCACAGUCGUGCCGAUAUUCCGCCAAACCCACGCUCGCCGCCUUACGAUGGACCUGCUUACCCGGGUGGUGUGGAGGUGCGCCUGUCGCCUGCGAACGCACACUACGACGAAAUGAUGCAGCGCGCAUAUGAACGCAAGCAUUGGGGCCCAUAUCAUGCCGCUCGUGCCGCCUUGGGUCGUCUUGCCAACGCUCGGUCUCAGCAGUCGGCUCGGACUCCCGAGCAAUGGUACGAUUCCGAUGCCGCUGUACGCCGCGACCAGCAGACACUUGAACUUCUUGCUUCAGACCGUGCUCGUAAUUGGCAAGAACGGGAGCCUCAUAAUUCGACUCGUUACCGACUUACAGAGGAGGAGAUUGAGAGGGAUCCUGCUCUCCGACAGGCAUUCAACGCAGUCAAGGCUGUUGUGGAGAAAUUCCGAUCCGAACAAGCUGCCCAAGAGACACAGCAGCAACAGCAUGGUAUAUCACAGUCUAGCUCUACCGCAUCCCAAACGGCUACUACAGCGGCUCCUGAUUACUCGACCACUUGGGCUCAGUACUAUGCUGCUCAGCAACAACAGCAAGCUUGGUAUGCCCAGCAACAAGGGCUCUAUGCACAAGCGGCUCAGGCCUAUGCACAACAGGCUGCGCAGGCCCAACAAGUAGGCCAUUUGCAACAGCAACAACAGUCUGCCGACGUCAACCAGCAAAUUGUCACUAUGCUUGCUGCUCUCGGAAAUCAGAAUGUUGCCCUUGAUCAAAACCAACUUCAGGCCAUUGUGGCUGCGCUCUCAAACACCCAGGGCCAAGCUGCGCAGCCCGACCCGCAAACCGCUCAGUACAUCCUCAAUGCGCUUACUUGGGCCCAGCAACAGCAACAACAACAACAACAACAACAGCAGCAGCAGCAGCAGCAGCAGCAGCAGCAGCAGCAAAACCAGAAUCAAAACCCCAUCGCUCCCCAAGCUUUUCAAUAUCAGCAACAGCAAGGUCGCCAGGUGCAAAACUAUCCUGGCCCUCCUUACGGCGGCCCUUAUGGUGGACACACUGACUUGUACAAUCAGGCCUAUGGGGCUUCCAGCGGCAGCGGUCACAGCCAGGAGCGUGAUCGUGAUUGUGACGGAGGCUAUGGCCGUGAUUGGGCUGAUCGUGACCGCGAUCGUGAGGAGCGCAAUAACUACAGCGGCCACAUACGGGGAAGUGAUCGUGACAGGGAUCGCGGCAAGAAUGGCAACGGCAAUGUUCCUCGAAGCCUGAUCGGAACCAAGCAGUGCACAUUUUGGGUCAAAGGUCAGUGUGCCAAAGGCGACAAGUGCACCUUCCGUCAUGACUAA
This is a messenger RNA of Thermochaetoides thermophila DSM 1495, 4815 nucleotides long. RefSeq lists its product as uncharacterized. The record is from RefSeq and is a predicted model, not a curated record. NCBI's taxonomy places the organism in Eukaryota, Fungi, Ascomycota, Sordariomycetes, Sordariales, Chaetomiaceae. Gene Ontology annotation, molecular function: metal ion binding. The transcript has 4 exons. The coding region runs from base 1 to 4815 and encodes 1604 amino acids.